CACACACACCCACACACACAGUGUCCCGCCGGGUUUACAGGCAUUUUGUCAGCAUUUUGAUUGAAGCUGCAGUUAUGUUAUUCGAAGCCUGGUCUUAUUUUCUGUAUUUAUCUUCUUUGUUAUAUCACGCUAUUGUUCCCUGCACAUUCCCUGAGCAGCUGCUUGCAAACAAAGUCGACCGGCAGCAGUUUCUGGGCAAAUGGUACUUCAAGGCAGCUGUCAGUCACAGAGAGGCUGACAUUCACAAGUUCAGUGUGUUCGACAACAUGCUUUUCAUUAUGGAGGAAACAGCCAAUGACACUCUGAAGCUGAGCGGACAUCUACGCAUGGGAGACGACUGCAUGAAGCAGACUUGGACCUAUCACCUGCAGCCUGGCAGGGAGGACCUGGUGCUGGAAGGAAGGCCACAGCGGAGGACCCUGCUCUGGAGCGGCAGCUGGGCCAACUGCCUCGAUUGCAUCAUUCUCCAGGAAAUAGAGCCACCUGAAACAGAGACAGACUCUGAGGACUCCCUCAGCAGAUUCAUGCUGUAUGCUCGGCAGAAACAUGUAAACUCUGAGGUGGUGACAACAUUUCUGAAAAGGACAGCUUGUAAUAAAAUGGGGAAAAGUGUCACAUUACCUCAGGAAAGAGAGUUUUGUGCCUAGUUUUAGACACUGAGGAAGCUGUUGGAGCCACUGAAUCUUCUAAAUGAUGAAGAGAAUAUCUCUUUGUUUCAUGUGAAACAAUAAAACCAAUAAAUGGAAGUUUUCAGCAA
Molecule: messenger RNA, 757 nt
Organism: Melanotaenia boesemani (Boeseman's rainbowfish)
Lineage: Eukaryota; Metazoa; Chordata; Actinopteri; Atheriniformes; Melanotaeniidae
Gene: apom
Product: apolipoprotein M
Exons: 7
Coding region: 75-647 (190 amino acids)
Biological process (GO): cholesterol efflux; high-density lipoprotein particle assembly; high-density lipoprotein particle clearance
Cellular component (GO): high-density lipoprotein particle; very-low-density lipoprotein particle; low-density lipoprotein particle
Molecular function (GO): phospholipid binding; lipid carrier activity
Source: RefSeq, a predicted model, not a curated record